Molecule: messenger RNA, 2471 nt
Organism: Oncorhynchus keta (chum salmon)
Lineage: Eukaryota; Metazoa; Chordata; Actinopteri; Salmoniformes; Salmonidae
Product: ADP-ribosylation factor-like protein 9
Exons: 5
Coding region: 1-924 (307 amino acids)
Molecular function (GO): GTPase activity; GTP binding
Source: RefSeq, a predicted model, not a curated record
AUGGCCCAGAACUCACUCCGCCAUUACUCUACAAACCUGUCGCCCUUGCAAUGUGUGUUGGGCUAUCAGCCGGUCCUAGUACCAUGGCAUCAGAGCCAGACUGCGGCUCCUGUGGUGGAGGAUUGGGUGAGACGCUCAAGGGAAACCUGGGAGGCCGCCCACGGGUACCUUAAACGGGCCGAAGGGCGGCAGAAGGCCAGUGCCGACCGCCACCGCAGCGAGGCCCGGUGUACAUACCGGGGGACCGGGCCGGUGGUGGCUGGUCCGCUUCAAGAAGAUGAGGUGCGGGAGGUCCCUCCGCCCCCCCUGGACAUCGGGGGGUGCCUGCGUAUGCAGUUUGGUCCAUACUGGACUCGAGGCGUCAGGUGUUCUGAUGGCAUCCUGCUGUGUCUGCAUGUUGAGCAGGAGGAGGGUGGACAGCGCCAGGUGCUAGUCCUUGGCCUAGACGGAGCUGGGAAGAGCAGUAUGCUUCAGGGGUUGACAGCUACAGACGGAGACAAGAGAGGGCACUGCCGUCCCACCAGGGGUUUCAACUUUAUGAGCCUCAGUGCCCCUGCCCGUCAGCUGGAUUUCCUAGAAAUUGGAGGGGCUGAGGAUUUGCGUAUGUACUGGGCAGAGUACCUGGGGAAGAUGCAUGGCCUGGUGUACGUGGUUGACUCCUCUGAUAGACCACGUCUCCCACAGGCCAAGGUUGAGCUGCAUCGCCUCCUCAGACUGCACUCACAACUUCCUGUGGUGGUCCUGGGGAACAAACAGGACAAGCCAGACGCAUUGAGUGUGUCAGAGCACCAUGAGGCCCUGUCUCUGGAGGCGGUGGCCGACAAGAGGAGGCUGUUCCUACUGGCUGCCCAGCUAGGCUCAGAUGGCCUGAUUGUCUCCCGUAAUCUGCAGGCCUUCCAGGACUUGCUCCUACAGCUCGUCUGAUGCCCCAGGGCAGGAGUAGUGAAAAGUGGGUUGACCAGGCAUGUGGGAUGGGGAAAGUGGUCCAUUGAUGUGCCCGUGUGGUAAGGACCAGUGGCAAUUGGCCAUGACUGUGUGUGAAUACUUUUGAACUAGAGUAGAUCCUUCAGGGCCAUCUGGAAUGCAGGGAGCGAAAAUGGUUUGAUACAGUCAGGUCCAUAAUUAUUGGCACCCUUGAUAAAGAUGAGCACAAAAGACGGUAUAAAAUAAUAAAUACUUUAUACUAAUAAAGUUGCUCAAAUAAAUUUUGUUUAACAAGUAAUAAAAAAAUAUAUUUUUUAAAUAGACAAAUUAUCGGCACCCCUGUUUUCAGUACCCUUGCGAGGAUAACGACACUGAGCCUCUUUAAAAAUACUUUAUGAGAUUGGAGAACACAUUAGGAAGGAUCUUGAUGAUGAAAAUUACAGGCCUCUCAUCUUUUUAAGUGGGAGAACUUGCACGAUUGGUGGUUGGCUAAAUACUUUUCUGCUCCACUGUAUAUAUUACAUCUUUACAGACAACGAAUCUGUUGUGUUAUGAAAGACACAUUUUAGUCAAUCAAUCUUUUGGUCUUAAUCUUUGACCAAUAACCCUAAUUUUAUUGUUCAUAUUAAAUCAACCCAUCUCAUGAAACCUGAAAUGUGUCAUUAAAAAUUACUGAUAAAUUGAUACAAUUUCUUUGAAAUAGUUUGUCAUUGGUUUCACAUUGUCAUAUGGCAUAUUGGUGUUCUGGCAUCAGAGUUGCCCAAUUGAACUUAAUAUGGUUUUUGUAUCUACCUAACUGUUGCUACAUUUAUUAGUAAACAUUUUAAGGAUAUUUUGACAACUCAAUCUUAAUUUUUUAUGUUACAAAAAAAUAUUAGUAUAAAUGGAAAAAUGUCAGACAAUAGAACUUUACACAUGCAUGUUUAAAGUAAAUGAUCAAUCCAAACAAUUUCUUAGUAUUACCAUCAAUGUUUGUCUUUGACUAUAUAUGCAAAGUAAAGACUGAAAUUACAUUCUAGAAAGCCUGAAUUGUCAUCUAAAAUAUAGUUAACACCAGUGCCAAAAAAGGCAGCACAAGCAUUUUUUAAAAAUGUAAUGUAGUAAAAAUAUACAAAUGUUAAGCUGUCAUUUGUUGAUUUAUAAUGUUAAGGGGUUAACUAUUAUCUGACUAAGUUUAGAUUUUUUAAUUUUAUUAUUACAAUUUGUAAAAAGUUGGCUGUUCAAGAAGCCACCAUUUUCAUAGAAUGACCCAGUUAAUAUAAGUUAAGCAUGUAAAUUGAUGUAAGAUUAAUAUAAAUAAGGUGUAUGGACUUUGUUGUUGUUGACAAAUUCAUGCUCUGUUUGAGUUAUUCAAUAUUUGUAUGUUUUAACUUUUAGGAGGCAGUUGUUUUGCAGACGGCUUUUAUUGAAACAUACCUUUCAAUCGCCUGAUCCUCAACCUUGUUAUCAAUGACCAGUCAUUCCUUAAUCAUGUAUGAAUUGUAAUGCCAUGUUUCUACUGCAGUGGCACCUUUGUUUGACUGCUAAAGUGAAGUGUGAUUAUUAAA